This is a messenger RNA of Vicia villosa (hairy vetch), 2355 nucleotides long. RefSeq names its product zinc finger BED domain-containing protein RICESLEEPER 1-like. NCBI's taxonomy places the organism in Eukaryota, Viridiplantae, Streptophyta, Magnoliopsida, Fabales, Fabaceae. The transcript is spliced from 3 exons. The coding region runs from base 44 to 2317 and encodes 757 amino acids. The record is from RefSeq and is a predicted model, not a curated record. Gene Ontology annotation, molecular function: DNA binding; protein dimerization activity.
AGUUUACUAUUAUAUUAUUGUUUAAUUCUUUGUAUUUUCUUCCAUGUCGUUUCAAGAUUCAUCAUUGACUCCUCCAACAAUGGUGGAUGAUCUUAUUGAUAUUGAGUUGUUGCUUGGUGACAUCGGGGAAGAGGAGACAACGGAUGGAGGUAAUUUAGAGAUUGGUGAGUUGAUGGAUAUGGAGGUUCCAGUUCCGAGUGAUACAACUACUCAAACCAACCCCACUGAUAAUACUACUACUCAGACCCCUACUCAAAAUACUACAAACACAAACACUGAUGCUUCAACCCCUCAAGUUGCCCAAGCUCAGAGUUCCCAGAGUCAGAGAAAUGCUGAUGGUAGAGCUCCUCGUCCCAAAAAAUCUGCUGUUCAUUCUGAAAUGGUGCUGAUUGUAGGUCCAGAUGGCAUUAAGAAGUGGAAGUGCAGAUGGUGUGGAAAGCUUUACACAUAUGAUUCAAAGUGGAAGAGUACCUCUAAUGGUAAGAAACAUUUAGAUGCUUGUAUUCAGAGAAGGUUAAGGUUGAAAGGAAAUAAUGAGAAAGAGUUUGCUCAAUCUAGAUUAAACAUAGGUGAUAAUACUCCUAGUUUAGCUACUUGGACAUAUAAUCAUGCUAGGGUUAGAGAAAUUGCAGCACACAUGAUUCUAGGUCAUGAAUUUCCUUUUUCUGUUAUGGAAGGUGUUAUUUUUAAUGAAUUUCUAAAAGAGAUUUAUCCAUGGUACAAAAAGAUUACUAGGCAACAGGUUAAGUUUGAUUGUGAGACAUUUUAUGAGGCUGAGAGAAUUAAAAUGAAAAGGUCUAUGGCUUUGAUUAAUAGGGUCAGUCUCACCACUGACUUGUGGUGGUCUGGUGAACAGAGGAUAGGCUAUAUGACUGUGACUGGUCAUUUCAUUGAUUCAAAAUGGCAGCUUCAUAAAAGAGUUUUAUCUUUUAAGAAUGUGCCACCACCACAUUCUGGAGAGGUUUUGUGCAGGGAAUUGAUAAAGGUAAUGGAUGAUUGGGGAAUAAGGGAUAAGGUAGCAUCUAUUUCUGUUGAUAAUGCCAGUGCCAAUGAUAAUUGCAUUGCUAGGUUGAAGAGGGAUUAUUCUGGUAGGAGAAAUUUACCCUUAGGUGGUAAGUUAUUUCAUGUAAGGUGUUGUGCACACAUCUUAAAUCUGUUGGUGCAGGAUGGGCUUGAUAUGAUUAAGGUGUCUGUUGAUAAGAUAAGAAAUGGUGUCAAAUACUUGCUCUAUUCUGAAACAAGAUGCAAAUCAUUCAAAAAGAUUGUUGAUGAGUUGCAACUUGAAGGCAGAAUGCAAGUGUUGGAUACAAAGACUAGGUGGAACUCAACUUGGUUGAUGUUGUCUACUGCAUACCAUUACAGAGAAGUGUGGCCUAGAUAUGCUGAGGAAAAUGGUGCAUUUCUCAGUUUUUUGCCUGAUGCAAAUGAUUGGGAAGAUGUUCAUGAUAUUUGCAAGUUUUUGGAGGUUUUUGCUGAUGUGACAUCAAUUAUUAGUGGCACAUCUUACCCUACUGCUAAUCUGUUUUUGUCUGAGCUUUACAGAGUGAAGGUUUUACUUGAUAAUCCUUCAAGAAUCUCACAUAAUCCUCAGUUGCAGGCCCUUGCUAGUGAAAUGAAGUUGAAAUAUGACAAGUAUUGGUCAGAGUCCAAUACAUUGAUUUCUAUUGGUGCAGUUCUUGAUCCAAGGUAUAAGAUGAUCUUCAUCAAAUGGGUAUACCCCUUUUUGUAUCCAAAUCCCACUCAAUCAGAUACAUAUCAACAACAGUUGUCUGAAAAUUUAAGUACCCUCUUCCAAUUGUAUCAAGAUUCCUAUGGAACCAAUGAUGCAACUACCCCUACUGCUGCAUCUGAAUCUCCAGAAGUAGGAUCUACUUCUGGAUUGGGAAGGAGGAACUUUGAAAUGUUUUUAGAAACUGUUGUGGGUAAUAAUUCCAAAUCUGACCUUGAAUUAUAUUUUGAGGAGCCUCCUUUGAAAGUUCCCCCUAAUGCUAAAUUUGAUGUUUUAACUUGGUGGAUGGGAAAUGAGGCCAAAUAUCCUGUUCUUAGUAAAUUGGCAAAGGAUAUCCUAACUGUUCCAGUUACUACUGUUGCUUCAGAAGCAACUUUUAGUGCUGGGAAAAGGAUUAUUGAUCCUAAAAGAUCUUCUAUGAAAACUAAGACAGUUGAAAUGGUGGUUUGUGGAGGUGAUUGGGUGAAGGAGAAAUAUGGAAUAAAGAAGGGGUGCACUGCUUCUAUUCUUGAGGAGCCACAAGAUGAACCUUUGACAUAUCAUUUUGGUGAAGAUUUGGGUGUUUCAUUUACUGCUGCUGCAACUUGAAGUUGAAUACAAUGCCAAUGAUGAGAUUGUUCUGAGGC